Messenger RNA from Apis laboriosa (Himalayan honeybee), 2828 nucleotides. RefSeq lists its product as uncharacterized. The transcript has 6 exons. Gene Ontology annotation, cellular component: extracellular region. Gene Ontology annotation, molecular function: chitin binding. The record is from RefSeq and is a predicted model, not a curated record. NCBI's taxonomy places the organism in Eukaryota, Metazoa, Arthropoda, Insecta, Hymenoptera, Apidae. The coding region runs from base 1324 to 2757 and encodes 477 amino acids.
CAAAAACUCGUCGAGAAAUCGAUACUCGAUACAAGGAAUUUUUGAGCAAAAUCAUUGUUGUUAAAAAUUGAUAAAUAAAUGGUGAAUCGUAUCUGCGUUUGGAAAAGCAAAGUGGCGAGUGACUCACGGUCAAAAACUCGUCGAGGAACCGCAUCGAAUAUCUGGAUUUCAGGAUUACGUGGAUCCACUCGUUUUCUUUUCUUUUUCUUCUUUUUCGUACGUGAAAUCUUCCUUAUUGCGGGUCAAUAAAAAGGACGAUGGGCCCGGAUACUGGGGCCAGAAACGUAACCUGCAGCCGUAAAAUUCACGAAAUAUUCUUGGAGGGAGGAGGGAAACGCGAAAUCAUUCAAGGAAUCGAGCCUCUUGUCGCGAUAUCCAAAAACGUCUCGAUAAUGAGAGAGGUUCUAAGGAAUAUAUCUCGAUGGCGUUUCCACAUUCCAACUUCGAGAUUCGAAGGUUCAACGAUCGGAUUUUUCUGUAAAAUCCUUCGAAACGGUUCGAAAUUUUUCGAAGACGAGAAACUUGCUUUUUCUCGAUUUUUGAACGAAAUAGAGGUAUGUAUAAUCAAUCGUAAAGUCGAUAGUCUCGCUCCCCAACCGAAAUCACACUUUCAGGAUUUUUCUUCAACGAUUAUCCAAUGUACCAAUACCUCUUCAAUCUUAGAUUAUUCUGAUUACCACAAUUGGUCAAAACGUUCCUCGAUUUUUACUUUAAACUAUUAAUAAGAAAAUUCCUUUCGUCCAAACUUGCUCCAACCAAUAUAACGCCCGAUCAACGAUUCCUCCCUCCCUCUUUAUCAGAUUACAUCAGAAUCGCAACCCAAAAAAAAAAAAAAAGGAAGAAGAAACCUGAAAAAUUGAAAAACCCACGGGUCGAUACCGUUAUACACGCGUCACAUAUCGAAAGCCUGGCCAAGUAAGUACACGAGAGUACAAAUGUCUCGACCUUGACAUCCUACGCGGUCGUUUGCCCAUCGAGGCAAAGCGUCUUUUUCCCCGGAUUUUGUUCGCGGACGAAUGAUCGGCCGCGACACGCGUUGUUGACCGGUCAUUCUAAGCCACUCCUCCAAUGAGAGGCCGGCAACCCGGGUUUCCUUCUCGCGCGUCCUUGCGCCUUCUUCGACCCCCUUCGACAAGGUGACAAGCGUUGUCGCGAUCCUCGCCGCGGUGUGGGGGGGAAUUUGAGAAAGGGGGGCCAAGAGAAGCGGUGCGCCAAGAGAAGAGUUGGUGCACUUCCUCCUCGAGCAACAGUUGGACCGCGGGGUCCUGCUUGCGCCCGUGUAAUUGGGGUCCUACUCCCCCAGGGAACAGAAGGUGGUGGGGGAUGCCCUAUGUAAGCCCUCCGACCGACCGGGUCCAGGCCAUCCAGCAUCAGGACAUCCUCGCAAGCAAGGACUCCACCACUUCGCCAUAUAUAUAUAUAUAUAGCAUGAGGUUCGGUUGGAUAUUGCUCGCCCUUGUGCCCGCCCUGUGCGACGCCGCCAGGAGAACCGAGGAGACUAGCUUUCUGGAAAAACGUCUCGUGCACCCUCAAACGUCGAGGCAACGUCAAGAUUUGGAAAACGCGUGGGAUCUCGGUGAUCUGCAAAAAUUGGACGGUUGGAACGGGACGGAAUCGAGGAAUUCAAAUUCGUUGAACACGAGGCAAAUAUAUCCCACCAUUAAUCCCGGAGACACGAACGAGCUACCAGGACCGAUAACCGGGAGGCCAACGAUGUCACCACCGCCUGGAUGUUUGAGCGUACGAGGACAAUACCCGAGCCCAACCAGUUGUUCCAAUUAUUUAAACUGUUGGGACGAAACUGUGACCGAGCAAUCUUGCCCCGAUGGAUUGUUCUUCAAUGACGUUAACCUUUAUUGCGAUUACGAUUACAACGUGAACUGCGGUAACCGACCUGUACCUACACCGAGGCCAUCCUUGACCGAUGGAUCGAAACUGUGCCCAGAACCGAAUGGUCAUUACAGAAGUGCGACGAACUGUUCAGAAUUCUACGUGUGCCUUUACAAAAAGCCCAUCAAAUUCGGUUGCCCCCGAGGCCUGGUCUACAAUGACCAAUUGGGCGUCUGCGACUAUCCGUACAACGUCGACUGCAAAGGCGCGGUAAGCCCUCCGCUCCCACCUAGACCGACCUCGCCGCAAGCUCAGCCAUCGCAAUCGCCCGCCUCGAUCUCGUCAGGACAGCAAUUGCCUCAACAAUCUUCUCAACAACCGUCUUACGCAUCUUCGCAACCUCCUUAUGCGCCUUCACAACCUCAACAACCAUCAUACACACCUUCGCAACCUCAACAACCACUAUACAUGCUCUCACAACCUCAACAACCAUCUUACGCACUUUCACAACCAUCCACGUAUCCUCAACAACCAGCUUACGGAGAUUCACAAUCGUCGUACGUGCAUGGAUCGCAGUCUUUUUCUGGAAAUCCUUGGCUGAGCAGAAUUCAACCUGUUCCCUGGAACGAACGAACUGUAAAUACGCAAUUGGAAAUCGACAAAGAGCAACAUGAACGAGAGGAAGAAGUCGAUACGCAAAAAGAAUCGACAGAGCAGUUGCAAAAUCCUUGGGACGUGGUGCAAAAUAUACCGUCUAGUCUCAAUACAGUUCCAUGCCAAGAUGGAGACGUGCACAAGUUGAACGAUGCUUGCACGAAUGUGGUGGUUUGCAGAAAUGGACGGCCGCAGUUGUUGCAAUGUUUAUUGGGAAAUUCGUACGACAGGCCAUCAGACUCUUGUAAACCAAUUUCCAUCGCCAAAUGCUAACUUCAAACUUACGCUUUGUGUUAAUUACGCCGAAUUAAAGUAAACACUUAAAGUAAAUAAAGCGAUCGAUU